Molecule: messenger RNA, 2118 nt
Organism: Penicillium riverlandense
Lineage: Eukaryota; Fungi; Ascomycota; Eurotiomycetes; Eurotiales; Aspergillaceae
Product: putative autophagy ubiquitin-activating enzyme ApgG
Exons: 7
Coding region: 1-2118 (705 amino acids)
Biological process (GO): C-terminal protein lipidation; piecemeal microautophagy of the nucleus; protein modification by small protein conjugation
Cellular component (GO): phagophore assembly site; cytoplasm
Molecular function (GO): Atg8 activating enzyme activity; Atg12 activating enzyme activity
Source: RefSeq, a predicted model, not a curated record
AUGCAGUACGCGCCCUUUGCCUCCGAUAUCGAGCUCCCAUUUUACACGGCCCUCGCUUCCCACAAGAUCAACCAUGACAAGCUAGACGACUCGGCCCGCGCCCUGCGGGGUCUCUAUGAGAUUCGCUCCGCGGACCCCGCCAAUGCUUCAUGUCGCAUGCAAAUCCACGGAAAUGCUCUGACCAGCGACGACGUUCCCGCGGGCUGCUACCGGGCCGAAGGCAUGAUCCGAAAUGUCAACACCGUCGAGGAGUAUCGGAACAUGGACAAAUCGCAGAUGCUACAUCAGGCCGGUCAAACGAUUUGGGAUGCCAUCCAAGAUGCGACGAUUUACUCUUGCCCCUCCCUGCUAUCGUCAUUUGUGAUCCUGUCAUUCGCCGAUCUCAAAAGCUACAAAUUUCACUACUGGUUUGCCUUUCCAGCAAUUCAUUCAGAUCCCCCAUGGGUCCCCAUCGAAUCCACAUCCUCUCAGGCGGGCCAGUCGCGCCAAGGCACGGCAACAAACCUCACCACUGGAAAGUACCUAUCUUCACAGGAGAGUGCAUCCCUAGUAGAUGCCGUUCAGACCUGGUGCUAUGGAGUCGAUGCCCGGCAGCGGGGUUUUUUCCUAGCGCGAAGGCGGAAGAGCUCGGGCUCAGGAACCAGGGCGACACAAGGAGACGCCGCUCCAGCAGAUUGCACCUGGGCGAUAGCAGCACUGUCGGAGUACGAAAAUCAUUUCUUUACUGGCGCUAAAUUCGAGGACUGCUAUGUGUGUUUUGCGGACCCAUCGAACUAUGAGAAUGCCCCCGGGUGGAUGCUGCGGAACCUGCUGGUUGUCGUCCAACAUCGGUGGAAGUUGGAAAAAGUGCAAAUCUUACGGUAUCGCGAUGUGCAGUCAAAGCGGGACCAGGGCCGCAGCAUCGUCCUACAACUCGAAUCGCGGUCGGAGCCAGGGACCGAGAAUGCAAAGCCCACGCAGAGCACGGUGCCGUUGCCCAAGGUGACGGGCUGGGAGCGCAAUCCCGCUGGCAAAUUGUCCGGGAGAAUCGUUAAUCUGACGGAAUACAUGGAUCCAAAAAGGCUGGCUGAUCAAUCGGUCGAUCUAAACCUGAAGCUCAUGAAAUGGCGAAUCAGCCCGACGCUGGAUCUAGACAAGAUCAAGCAUACCAAAUGCCUCUUACUAGGGGCUGGCACCCUCGGUAGCUACGUCGCUCGGAAUCUGAUGGGCUGGGGUGUAAGAAAAAUCACAUUUGUGGACAAAGGAACCGUGUCAUUUUCCAAUCCCGUCCGGCAACCACUCUUCAAUUUUGACGACUGCUUGAACGGUGGCGCGCAGAAGGCGCAUCGAGCAUCCCAGGCCCUGACAGAGAUCUACCCCGGUGUAGAUACCGCAGGACAUGUCCUGUCUGUGCCCAUGGCUGGCCAUCCGAUAGUAGAUGAAGGCGAGACGCGCGCCAGUUUCGACACGCUCAAAAGCCUGGUCGAUGAGCACGAUGCCAUCUUCCUGCUCAUGGAUACCCGAGAGUCACGCUGGUUGCCCACUGUGAUGGGCAAAGCAGCCGGGAAGAUCGUGAUGAAUGCGGCAUUGGGAUUUGAUUCAUUUGUCGUGAUGCGGCAUGGCGUCGGCGGAAGUGAGGGUGAGAUCGCUGACCUCGGUUGCUAUUUUUGCAACGACGUCGUGGCUCCAGUCAAUUCGAUUAAGGACCAGACGCUUGAUCAGCAGUGUACCGUUACCCGUCCUGGCGUUGCUGCCAUAGCAUCUGCGUUGCUGGUCGAAUUGCUCGUGUCUGUCCUGCAGCAUCCCAAAGGGCCUGCGGCACCGGCCAGCUCAACCUCGAAAGACGAAGGCGAGAGUCACCCCCUUGGACUUGUGCCUCAUCAAAUCCGAGGAUUCCUCUCCACAUUUGAGAACAUGUCGGUCACUGGCAAGAGUUACAGCAGCUGCAGCGCCUGCUCCGACAAGAUCAUCAAUGCAUAUAAGGAGCACGGCUGGGAUUUCGUGACAAAGGCCCUCAACGAACCCGGCUAUGUGGAGGAAUUAAGCGGGCUUAAGGAGGUUCAUGAGAAAGCGGAAGCCGCGCUAGCCGACGUGGAGUGGGACGAAGAGUCUGAAAAUGAGGGUGUUGAAGUUCUGUAG